Sabethes cyaneus is the source of this 4446-nucleotide messenger RNA. RefSeq names its product E3 ubiquitin-protein ligase RNF123 (gene Kpc1). Gene Ontology annotation, molecular function: protein binding; ubiquitin-protein transferase activity. NCBI's taxonomy places the organism in Eukaryota, Metazoa, Arthropoda, Insecta, Diptera, Culicidae. Gene Ontology annotation, cellular component: cytoplasm. The transcript is spliced from 11 exons. Bases 61 to 4161 code for a protein of 1366 amino acids. The record is from RefSeq and is a predicted model, not a curated record.
GAGUGUGGAUUAAAAUGUAAUAAUAAUUGUUCGGAAUUCCUGGCCGCCUCAGUUUGCGAGAUGGACUUCGCCACUAUCGUUAGCAACAUAUUCGGUGGGAGUUGUCCCGUGUCGCAGGGUUCCAGCAAGGACAGCUCGUCGCUGCUUUCGGGCUGCCUGGUGGAAAUUGAAAGAUGGUUGGAAAAUAAGCUGCAGAGCCAUAGCUUAACGGAAGAGAACGAAGUGACGGAAGGACGUCUUGGACCGAAGCGUGCUAUCUUCGAUGUGACCGAGGAUAGUACAAUAUUAGUAUCGAAAGACAAAUUAACGUUGCAAUCACAGAAUGCUUUUUCAACUGUUAAGGCCAAUUGCUGCGUCUUUUCCGGUCGUUGGAUGUAUGAGGUUCAAUUGCGCUCAAAAGGUGUGAUGCAAAUUGGGUGGUGUUCCGCCCACUGCAAGUUCACGCAAGACACGGGAGUUGGUGAUACUCGGUACAGUUACGGGUUGGACGGUAGCAAACAACGAAUAUGGCAUGUUCACACGCAAAAGUAUGGCCCUUUUUGGCGUUCCGGGGAUAUAUUCGGUGUGUGCGUUGAUAUGGACGAAGGAAAAAUUGAAUAUUAUCGAAAUGGAGCAGCUCUAGGAGAGGCAUUCAAAGAUAUCGAAAGAGGUCCUGGAUUAGCAUUAUAUCCAGCAGUUUCGUUAGCAUUCAAUGACAGUCUCACUGCCAAUUUUGGUGGUUCACCACUAAAGCAUCCCGUGAAAGGCUACCGAUGUCUUCAAGAACCACCGACUGUGUUUCUUUUUCAAGCAGAUUGUCUCUUACAGUAUCUGGUAAACCUUGCAGGAAUCAUUUCUCGUCAUUCUCAAAAAGAUUUGGAUGCAUCUUCAUCCCGUACAACGUCGCUAUCCUUUGAAUCCAUGUACAUGUUAAUUGCCUCAAUGUUGAUUGAAAACAUUGCCCCGUUGCUGGCAAAUUCUUACGUAGUUGAAGACAAAGUGUUUAAGUAUAUGAAAGGGAUGUGCGUUUUACGUAGUAAUUCCAAAAAUAACCCUCCCACCCAACCGGGCUCGCCGGAAAGCACCCUCGGAACAUUCCUCACUCUGCUUUGGACUUAUUUGGAGCCGGAAGAGAUAAAACUUUUUCUCAAAAAGUUGCUCAACUUUCUAGCUAAUACCUAUAAGGAGACUCCCGUCGAUUUAGAGUACGAGAAGCAGAGGAAAAUUAUUGUCAUUCUAACCUGCAUAUGCCAGCACCCACAAACACGCAAAUAUCUGCUGGAGUGUAAGUUAUUCAAAAAGAAUUGCUUGCCCUUGUUCCUCUAUAUUAAGCCACCAGAUGAGUCAACGUUGGAGCAGCUUCUGCCAGACGACACCAUAUGGACGGAGGGUCUGGGUGGUCCACGGGAGCUCUAUUUGGCCGCUUGUGAUCGACUUCGAACGCAUACAAGCGUGCUGUACACGUUGCAGAAAAAUCUGAUCCUAAUCUUGCUCAACAACUCCGACGGUCGAGAUGCAGGUUCCCCCUCUAGUCGGCAAAUUUUUGUCACCAAAUUGCGCAAAUUUGUGAUGGAUAACAAUGCCGAAAUGAGGGGUCUUUUCUCUUCUUCUACUCAACCGGCAAUUGGGCUAUCGUUCCUAUGUGCUUUACUGGAUGUUGCACGAACUCUAUGGACUGAAGAGUUGGCAUCGAAAAGCUCAGAUAGCACCGUUCCACCGUUUAUCGACUAUCGCUACUUUUAUGAUGGAAGUUUUCGUUACACGAAUAUCGAUCGUAUUGGUGGAGUACUUUCCUACCUGCGGAGACAUUUCCGCACGCAAUUGGUGGAUCGGUUGGGCGAAGAUCAUCCCAGCCUAGCGGCUGUUGAUCAGCAAUCGGAUCUGCGUAACGAAAUCGCGGCCUUCAAUGCCUUUCUUGAUUCCGCUAUUUUUCUGGUAGCCGGUGGACCAAAUUCAACAUAUUCGAUUGUUUCGAGAGCUGCAACAAAUGUCACUUCGGAACUUCAAAGGGAACCUUCGCAGGGACCGAACCAACCUGGAGCCACCACUGGAGGGGCAUCAACUGGCGGUCAUGUAAAUCUCGAUGAUCGGAUGUCUAUCUGCGAUUUGUUAGAUUGUGCAGUGAUUUUCUAUUAUUCUGUGGCCCAUAAGUACGUAGUGAUGAUUGCUGAUUUGAGGGAUAACAUUAGUCACCUUUCGGAUAUAUUACUGGAAACGAAGACCAACUGCGAUGAUGUGGUGCACAAUCUGGAUGAGUUGAAACGGUCGAGUGAUUCUAAAUUCAGUAAAACUCACGAGGAGCUUGUUCAUGAACUGGACACACGUUUUGGCCAAAGAAAAAGCAUUUUUGCGAAACGCUCGAUGGAGCUAGCGCGCAAGCAAGCCUGGUACCGUUCGGUGGCUCUUGGAAGUCACCGUCGAAAUUUGCUUUGUUGGUUGAUGGGAAUAAUUUUCGAAACACUGCAGCGAUUUAGCCACGAGGAUGUUCUGUUCUCGUUCCUACCGGAAACCUACGUUAACGUUAUUCCGGUCUUGCUGGAUACGAUUCUGGAUUUCAGCUUUCAUGAUACUGCUCUUCAGCAUGACCUGUCGGCUGACAGCCAGCUUAUCAACUCUGCAGCAGAAUUUCUAGCUUCGCACCUUGCUGAUGCCCGGGUGAUCCUUGCGUCUUGCAAGGACGCUCUUAUCCAAGCUCUCGGAUCCCUGACAUGCCACCAAGCCGGCAUCCGCUCUCUAGAACUGGCUUCACCUAAGAGCCAGCAAGCAUUUGUCAGAGCCUUACUGCGUCCAUACGAGAAUCGUGCCUGGGGCCAGAGCAACUGGUUAUUGCUCCGGUUUUGGUUAGGAGAUGGCUUUGCGUAUCGUGAAUCCAGGCCACCGUGUGUGUGGCAGGCAGGUAAUGAGCCAAGACGUUCCUUAGGGCUUUAUCGCAGCAGAGCAAAGAACGGAACACACACCGGAUUGCUGCAUCUGGUUGCUCCAGCCUGUCCCUCAAGACAUUUCCAACAAAUGAUUAGUGACAUGCUCUGCAAGGAUGAACCGUACUGUAUGACCUUUCUAAACUCUGUCCUAUCGCAGUUGAAUUGGGCGUUUUCCGAGUUUAUACACAUUCUACAAGAUAUACAAAACGUUGCUCAGCGUGAUGAGCACAAUGCCAUUGAGACUAAGCAGCUGAAGAUAUGUUCUAUGUGCUUCGAACUAACUGUUUCGUUGAUGCGAGCACUAGAAAUGAUAGUUACAAUUACGCCCGGAUUACUACAAGAUGCCUCGAGAGCUAACAGUGAAAUUAUCUUAGGACGCAUUUGUCAGCUGGCCAUCCAAGUGCUUUCUCGUGUUACUGUUCCUCCCGGUUGCUUUCAACAUGUGAUGGACCUCUGCUUACCGGACUUGAGCAAUGUUACUCAUUUUGCCAUUAUCAGUUCGGCAAUCGGGAUCUUGCUGGCAUUGAUGAAAAACGAACUGAGUGAUGGUGGCGAUGGAUGUUGUAGCAGUUCUAGCAUUGUAGAUAUCAGCGUUACAAAGAUCCCAAGAGUCAGCAAGCAUCUGUUGACGGAUACCAGCUUUCACAUCACUAGUUUGGAGUUUGCUUUGGGGGAAAUUAAGACACCGAUAGCCGCUACAAGCCACGAAAGCACACCGAGAGGCAAUUUCGAUCCAAAAAUGAGAGCUCACAUUGACCCACUGACAAAUGAGGUGCGAGUGCCGUCCCCAUUUCGGGCAAUUAUCGGCGUUAAAGAGAUCGUACCAGAUCCUCCAAUCAUCAAGUUUAAUAUGGCAGAUUAUCCAAACCACGUAAGUCAGGAGGAGUUGGAUCAGGUUCGACGCCUAAUUGAGAUUCUUCAACUUAGGCAAACGUUGUUGUCGGAGAUCACCGUCCUGUCUGAGGAUUCAUUGUGUCCCAUAUGCUACGCUAAACAAAAUUCAGCUUUAUUUGAACCCUGUCAACAUCAAUCUUGCGAAAAUUGUAUUAUUCAACACCUGAUGAAUAACAAGCUUUGCUUUUACUGCAAAAUACCAAUCGCCAAGGUAAGCCGCUCGGAUGGAAUGGUAAUUUACGAAAACAAUGUUCCAAUCAAUGAUUCCUCACUGCCACAAGUUGCAAGUAACAGCUCAUCCAAUCAAAUUGCCUCCAUUGAUGAAGGUGACGGUCCAAGUGGAGGAUUCCGCACCGAGAAUAUCUAGUCAAAUUUUUACACUUUAUUUCUAUUGCAAAGAAGCAGUGAUUUAACGCACCGUCAUAAAAUUCUAGUCAAAUGCCUUGCUCACAAAAAUUAAAUGGUGAAACUAUCGCUUUAUAUUGCUCAUAUCUCUUAGUGUUUUAUAAAAUCAUGAAUGUUCGUUUCUUGUGGAACACUAUGACGAGUGAGAGGACUGUUACUGAAUGUGUUCGACACAUUACCUCUUAAUUAAUUAAAUCAAAUUUAAUUUGCAGGUUAGUCAGUAAUAAUCACUACGCAAAAGACAUUU